Daphnia carinata is the source of this 945-nucleotide messenger RNA. RefSeq lists its product as uncharacterized. Bases 135 to 830 code for a protein of 231 amino acids. The record is from RefSeq and is a predicted model, not a curated record. Lineage: Eukaryota; Metazoa; Arthropoda; Branchiopoda; Diplostraca; Daphniidae. The transcript has 5 exons.
CCCAAAAUGAUAAAUGAUUAGGGAGAGGGGCCAAUAAGAUUUGACUAGCUCUUUCGGCUCGAAUCCACCGAAUACUAUAAAAUCUGGCCUUAAACUCCGCAGAUGAACAUAUCACGACCUUAGACAACAACGUGAUGAAGUUGGCAUUGCUCGUCUUGGGUUUUUUCGUUUGCGUUAGCAAACAGGAGCGCUACAUUUGGCCAUUCCCGAUCGAUCCCAAUCACGCCGUUUACAAGCCCUUGUAUUACAGCGAUGGCCUUCCAGCUGGUUACGAUGUCAUCAAGAAAUCCGACGGAAUCCAACAGGAUGUUAUUCCGCGCAGUCCAGGAUCGUUGCUACCCUUACAGAAUCGUUUCUUCGUUAACGCAAACAGCAUUUAUCUGUUUACAACGACCACAACAAUCAAAUCAACAGUGACGUCAACAGCCACAACUGCCGCUGUCGUCAAAUGCAUUCCAUCCUCACAAUUGUCGGCCACGACCGCUUGCGCACGACGUCGACGUGAGACGGAGGAGAAAGUGCUGAUUGGCAAUGACGAUACGGCCAUUAAACCCGAUGCACCUAAACCAUUGGAAACAAGCGUUAUGGCUGAUGAUGUUCCAGCAGAUGCGCCAUCCGCAACGCUUCCUGACAUCGCAUCGUCUCAGAGAGAAUUGGAAUCAAGUGAAUUUUCAGAUCACCAACAACGAGCCGCGUUCACAACGACAGUGUCGGUUACUUCAUUAACAACGACGUUCGUGUUUGUGGCAACGUCCAUCACGUCCACCACAUCGUUGGGCAUUUCCGCUGGUUUGCUCUGCCUCCCAUCCGGAUUCAGCAUUUGCUCUUAAUUUAAAACCCAUGCAAAUUCAAUUUUUAAUUUAACUUUACUUACUUUCCUAUUAUUUACUGCUACCUCAUCCUUCGUUAAUGAAAUACAACUGUCUUUUUUUUUGUUUUAAAUAA